AUGUGGUCGAAGGAACACCAUGGAGAUUCGAAUUUGUUACACCCAUUCGCUGUACAAGAUCAUUGCCUUGUGCUGCUUUUUGACCAUCGCUCUUUGUCUAUUAUAUCUAUUAAAUACGUCUUCGAAUAAAGGUAAUAAGGUUUAUCCGCCUACCACGCGAGUUUCUCGAGUUUCAAAGAAGUCUGGACCGCAGAAAUACUAUGUGAAAACAUCCAAGUGCCACAUUCCCUUCGUUGAUCCUUUUAACGACGAAGCUAUGGAAGUUUACAAACCCAAAACACUAAUCACCUGCUCGAGUGAGACCGAUCUCAUAUCAACAAAAUACAAUAAAGUUAUCAAACGGCAUGUUCUGCACAUCGACGACGAGGUCGCCCAAAAAUUGCUUAAUUUCACAGACACGGAAUACAAUUGCUUUUACCGCGAAAUACAAUAUGGAAAUUGUGUAGAUACUUACGACAAUCUUAAGGGCAAAAAGUAUUUCACGAGUGGUUACGAGGUGCCAGUCCACGUGGAGGGAAUAAUCGUCGAGUGCCAGACUGCUGAGGAUCCGAUAGUCGUCCUCCAGAAGGACGCCUUCACCUUCAUCCAGCAUCGGCCGCUGCCCAAGGACCUCAUUAAGCCCAGGGCAGCUCGGAAGCCCAGUGUGAUAAUGUACGGUAUUGACUCUCUUUCUCGGAUAAACUUACGCCGAACUAUGCCCAACGUUUUCAACUUUCUCCAGGGCCCAGGAUGGUACGAGAUGCAAGGAUACAAUAAGGUGGCCGACAACUCAUUUCCCAAUAUACUCGCUAUUCUUAGUGGAUAUUCGCCCAGUACGGCAAAAAAAAAUGUGUGCGAUACUGAUGAUGAAGGCUGCUUAGACAAAAUGCCCAUGAUAUGGAAGUAUUUCGAGAAUUCCAGUUAUUUGACAGGAUACGCGGAAGACGAAAGUACAUUUAAUCAUUUCACCUUCAAUAAGCCCGGAUUCUCCAAGAAGCCGGUAGACUACUACUUUCGCCCAUUGCUUAAGGCUCUGGAGUCCGAAAUGGAUGUGUACCGAUUGCCGGGAAAUAACAUCAUACGAUACUGCCUGGGACGCAGGAUAGCGAAUCGUUAUAUCUACGACUAUGCUCAGCAGUUCACGCAGCGUUUUGUGCACGAUCGACCCAUUUGGGGAAUGUUCUGGUCAACUCACUUUAGUCACGACGAUCCAUUUCUGCCGUCGUCUAUGCAGGAAAAGAUUAUUGGAGAUCUGCUCGAUAUGCAAGAGGAUGGAGCUUUGGAAGAAAUGAUAAUGAUAUUUUUCGCCGACCAUGGAACAAGAUUUGGCAAGUUGACUAAUCUGAAAGAGGGCUAUCUUGAAGAGCGGCUGCCCAUGAUGUUUAUAUAUCUGCCCCCCUGGUUCCGUGAGACAUAUCCAUCUUAUGUGAGGGCACUGGAGCUAAAUCAGCACAGGCUUAGUUCCAACUUUGACCUCCACAAUACACUCAAACAUAUCAUAGAGAUUGGAGGUACCCCAGAUGGUCAAAAGCUACCCAAGUCCUUCGACUGCCCCACCUGCCAGUCGCUAUUCUAUCCCCUGCCGGAGAGUCGUACCUGUUCGGAGGCAGGCAUUGAGGAGCACUGGUGCACCUGCGAACCCUACAAGACUAUCACGGGACUGAGUUGGACCACUCCAAUUGCCCACAGUGUGAUCGAUCGAAUGAACGAGUAUUUCGUUCAAAAGAACCUAACAAGCCUCUGCAGCAAUCUGACAUUAAACUAUAUCCAUAAGACUGAGUUGAAAACGGGCCUGAACAUUGAUUGGCAUCAAGAAAUAAAAGAAAUGGAAACUGCUGUUUAUCGUACAAAGUUCAAAGUGAAACAGAAUAGUGCUGACUUCCAAGCCACAGUGGUCUACCAUAAUUCCACCAAAUAUGCCGAAGUAGAUGUGGAGAAAAUCAGCAGAACGAACUCCUACAAAAAUGACUCCACUUGCAUUGAUGAUAAGCUUUCGAAACUAUAUUGUAUUUGUUUCAUUGACCUCAACAAAAACUCUUAAGUACAAAUAAAGUUCAAACCUUUACGUUUGUU
Molecule: messenger RNA, 2052 nt
Organism: Drosophila santomea
Lineage: Eukaryota; Metazoa; Arthropoda; Insecta; Diptera; Drosophilidae
Exons: 3
Coding region: 20-2020 (666 amino acids)
Source: RefSeq, a predicted model, not a curated record